Molecule: messenger RNA, 3469 nt
Organism: Syngnathus acus (greater pipefish)
Lineage: Eukaryota; Metazoa; Chordata; Actinopteri; Syngnathiformes; Syngnathidae
Gene: arhgap24
Product: Rho GTPase activating protein 24
Exons: 10
Coding region: 228-2597 (789 amino acids)
Biological process (GO): negative regulation of ruffle assembly; activation of GTPase activity; negative regulation of Rac protein signal transduction
Cellular component (GO): focal adhesion
Molecular function (GO): GTPase activator activity
Source: RefSeq, a predicted model, not a curated record
GGGCUCCUCCUCUUGGAGCGAGAGACUGUUUCAGCAUGCACACAUUGUGAGAGUUGAACUUGUGGCCACAUUUCUCCACACAGAGCGACACAGUAAGAUUGAACGUCAUCUCCCAUUUCUUCCUCCUCCUCUUCGUCGUCUUGUUGUUGACACGGGCUGUCAUUGCACACUGGAUAUAUCUCGGAGAGCAACACCUGGUUGAUUAUCUUAAGGUUUGAGUCGCCGUGAUGGACGAGCAGUCCCAUGGCAGUCCCCAGCAUGGCGGCUUGAAAACCGCCGUGGAGGCCCACCAGGGUGUCAUCAGAUGCGGCUGGCUCAGGAAGCAAGGUGGUUUCGUCAAGACGUGGCACAGCCGCUGGUUUGUUCUGCGAGGGGACCAACUCCUCUAUUACAAGGACGAAGAAGAGAGCAAAUCUCUGGGAGCCAUUUUCCUACCUGGCAACAAAGUCAUAGAGCAUCCAAGCAACGGUGAUGAAGCGGGAAAAUAUCUCUUUGAGGUCAUUCCAGGGGGAGACAGAGAGCGGAUGACAACCAACCAUGAGACCUACCUCCUUAUGGCCAGCACCCAGAAUGACAUGGAGGAUUGGGUGAAGACCAUCCGCAGGGUCAUAUGGGCGCCUUUUGGUGGAGGUAUCUUUGGUCAGAAACUGGAGGAGACCGUACGGUACGAGCGUCGCUACGGCAACAAGAUGGCGCCCAUGCUGGUGGAGCAGUGCGCGGACUUCAUUCGGCAGCGGGGGCUUCGCGAGGAGGGUCUCUUCAGACUCCCCGGGCAGGCCAACCUGGUCAAAGAGCUGCAGGAGGCCUUUGACUGCGGAGAGAAGCCCCUCUUUGACUGUAACACGGACGUACACACGGUAGCGUCGCUGCUCAAGCUCUAUCUCCGAGAACUCCCCGAACCCGUCGUCCCUUUUCAUAAGUACGACGACUUCCUGGCCUGCACCAAGCUACUCGGCGGCAUGGAGGACGACACGGGUAUGAAGGAGCUGAGAAAGCUGGUGGAUGGUUUGCCUCCUGUCAACUAUAACCUUCUCAAAUACAUCUGCAGAUUUCUUGAUGAAGUCCAAUCAUAUUCCGGAGUGAAUAAAAUGAGCGUGCAGAACUUGGCCACAGUGUUUGGACCAAACAUCCUCUGGCCAAAAUUCAAGGAUCCGGUUGCCAUCAUGGAAGGAACCGUUCUGGUCCAGCAGCUCAUGGCGGUUUUGAUCGGCCGUCACGACACGCUUUUCCCUUGCGACGUUGAUUGGCCCGCCGGCCCGCCGGAGCUCGCCAACAACAACAACGCGGAGUUGCCGAGGCGACCCACGGCCCAGGCGGUGGUGGCUCAGAACGUGGAAAACAACAACAUGCAGGCGGCGCACCAGUGCGUCUGGGAGGCGGCGCUCGACUCUCCUUGCCGGCACGAGGACGAGCGAGGCUCCCCGCGCUCCGCCAGCCCUCGGAACAUUCCGGGAUGCUUCGACAACAACCGCAGCCCGCCGCUCACUAUUAAAAAGAACCCCGCGUUCAGUAAAGGGAGCGGCAUCGUCACUAAUGGAUCUUUCAGCUCCUCGCCGCCCUCUUCGGAUCCAAUUCUGGACAAGUGUCAGACUUUGAUGAGCGGCGGGAGCUUACCAGGGCGGCGCAACGGGACGCUGAAAGGCUCGGGCACAAAAAUGGGCACCGGCGGCGUUACGGGGGGCGGGAACGCCAACGGGGUUCUCCGCAUGGGAGUCUCUGGCCCAGACGCCGUCUCGGCAGUUCUGAACGGCCGCGGUGGUCUUUGGUUACCGAACGGUUGCGUCACGUUGAGGGAGGCAAGCAAAGGCCCACGCGACUGCCCCAACGGGGAUCAAACGUGUAACCAGAACCGUUUAUCCACGUACGACAAUGUGCACCUGAACCAUCAGAACCUCCAACUGCACAACCACGUGGCCCACGUGGCGUGUCUUAGCAGCAGCUGCGAGGACAAGCAGAGCGUGGACAGCGCCACCUGGUCCACGUCCUCCUGCGAGAUCUCCCUGCCGGAAAACUCCACCUCUUGUCGCUCUUCCACCACCACCUGCCCCGAGCAGGACUUCUACACCUGCCAUUACCAGGAUAUGGACGGCCCCGAUCGGGAUGGCGGUGGCGGCGGGGAGUCGGGUGGGGACGACGGCAGGGAUAGCGGCAGGGAGGCCUCGGGAGUGGACGGCGCGGUGAGGAACGGCAGCGAGCCCAGCAGCAAGUACAGCGGAGGAGGAGGAUCGGGAGGUCACAGCGCACUCCAUAGCCUGGUGGCCAGUCUCAAGCAGGAGAUGCUCAAGCAGAAGUCCGACUAUGAGGCCAGGAUAAAGAGCUUGGAGCAGCGCAACCUGGACCUGGAGUCGGAGAUGGUGAGCCUGCACGAAGAACUGGACCAGGAGCGUAAGAAGUACACCAUGGCGGAAAUCAAGCUUCGCAACGCCGAGCGCGCCAAGGAUGACGCCGAACGCCGCAAUCACAUGCUGCAGAAGGAGAUGGAGCAGUUCUUCUCCACUUUCAGCGACCUCACCGCCACCAGUGGCAACUCUGCCUCCGCUGCCGCCACCGUCGACCCCCGCCGGCCCGAUCGCAGCAACCCCAUCUGGAUACAGUGAAGGUGGGUGGGGCUAAAGACUACAGAGUUUAUUGUGACGGUACCGAACGGGAUCUAGCGAGGAACUAGUGGAGAGGAACUUCCAGGAGUCUUCGCUUCCGUUUGCAUAUCUAAAUGAUGACGUCGCCCGGGGUGACGUCUGGGUGAGACUAAAUGUAAAUAAAACGCUAUUUAAAUAUUCUCAAAGGCUACGUGACACGAUACGUACAAAACCAUUGGUCCUCAGUUCUUGCUGUCUCUUUUCUUCUGCUCGUGUACAUAAAGCAAAAAGUAGGAGGAAUGCACGUUUUGUGUAUAAAGAAAAACAAAUACGCUAUUUAAAUGUACGUAUGUAAAUGUUCACACUGUAUACACGCUUGCACUUACUUCCUCGUGCUUGUCCAUGUGCGUCGGGUUCUUGACCAAAAAAAAAAAACACAAACAACAGCGAGUGUGUAGCAAUGUUAUGCGAAAUUAUUUUGCGAAAAACCAAAUACGGUACAGUUGUUUGAAACCUGCUGCUGCUGGUCAUUGCAGGUGCAAAAGAUAUGUACCGAUGCUAGGGUGCUACAUGUUAGCAUUUCUAUGAAUUGUACAUACUGUAUUUCCCUUCCACCUAAGAGGAAUAACCCCAAAAGGAAUAAUAACCUCACUGAAAUAAUCCCAUUUCAACCCUGUUGAUAACCAAAACAGCAGCACCUAUCACCGCAUGUCAAAUGUCAUCUUUGUGCAUCUCCCUCACCGGAAGACUUUUUUAUUUUAAUUGUGAGGCAAAAGACUGGGACUUCUGUGGAACGAUCCACACAAGAUACUUGAUACUUAAAGAAGUGAUUAUACAAAUGAUAAUAAAAUGAUGAAUAAAUGAUGAAUAAAAAUGCAUUGAACAAAUGGAAA